UUUGCAUCUUGCACACAGUGGCGUUCCAGGCGUCAUCCAGAAGCUGCUUGCCAUCCGCGAGACGUUCUGUCUAAGUCAACCUUUCCUUACUCAUCUAGUUUCUCUGAAGAACUGCUGUUACUACACAAGUAGAUGCCACUCUGUUAUGACUCAUGGUGUGUGUUAUCUUGUUUUCAGAGACUGUCAGCGAUAGUCCACCAUCACAACUUCCUUUAAUGUGGUGGGGAAGAAGGUACUGAUGUGUCUGGCAGCAGCCGACAAACAAGUGAAUGCAGAUUUCACCCGGUUCUGUCUCAUACACAUUCAGUGUUAGCUGAGGAGACAAAGCAGUGAUAAGGCGUCUGUCUCCUUUCCGCACAAGACGUGGUCAGUGUUCAGCUUGCCUACGACUCCUUGAUUCUUUUCCUGAUAAAAGCUGUCCAAUCAGGAGUCAAUCCAGGUGGAGUUGCUCAAGGCUCAGACUCGCCUGGUGGAGCAGUGCGGCUCACUUCCUCAGCUGCCCCAUGACUCUGAUGAGGUGGAUCAUUACCAAGCUGUUCAGUCGAGUGCUUUUGGGCCCUUCGGGUCCUUUACACUGUGAGAUGUCCAGUGAAAUAACAGCCAGCACUAGGAGGAAGAAACUGGUGGUCGGGCUCGGUAACCCUGGUAGGAACGGCUCACGGCACAGCGUUGGCAUGGCUGUGAUCACAGCACUGGCAGAGCGUCUAGGAGUGUCUGAUCAGUGGAAAUCAGACAGACACGUGUCAGGAGAGGUUAUUGUUUCAGUUUAUCAGGAGACACAAUUUGUGCUUCUCCGGCCAAAACUGCUCAUGAAUGUCAACGGAGUGAGUGUGGCGAAAGCGGCAAGCAAAUUUUCUAUUCACCCCAAGCACAUUGUCCUGGUACACGACGAACUUGAUAAACCACUUGGAAAGCUUGCCAUUAAACAUGGAGGGAGUGCAAGGGGUCACAAUGGCGUCCGCUCCUGUAUCGACUGCCUUCAUACUGAUGUAAUGCCACGGCUACGAAUCGGUAUCGGCCGACCCUCAGGAAACACGCCUGUGGACAAACAUGUUUUGGGGCGGUUUUCUAAGGAAGAGCAGAACAUUUUAAGCCCAGUAAUAGACCAAAGUGUGGAAGUUUUAUUGGCACAAAUCACAGAGCAACAACUCCAACUAAUACCAGCAGGGGGCAGGAGAGCAACACAGAAGAGGAAAGAGAGGCCCCCUUCUUCUGCAGUGCAGGAGCCUGAAGAAAAGCCACACAGGACUGACCUGAAAUGCCAAUAAGCUAAUGAUUAUAAACUCAUGACUCUGCUGAAUGUGCAUGUUUGUGUGCGUAAAUUGAAUAAAUGACAGUUCUGGUUUA
Neoarius graeffei (lesser salmon catfish) is the source of this 1347-nucleotide messenger RNA. It is a transcript of the gene ptrh1, whose product is annotated as peptidyl-tRNA hydrolase 1 homolog. The coding region runs from base 504 to 1268 and encodes 254 amino acids. Gene Ontology annotation, molecular function: peptidyl-tRNA hydrolase activity. The record is from RefSeq and is a predicted model, not a curated record. Lineage: Eukaryota; Metazoa; Chordata; Actinopteri; Siluriformes; Ariidae. The transcript is spliced from 6 exons.